UGAUCCAAGAGCGAUUUUUUUUUACUUUGCUUAUACGCGCGUGCUUUGUUGUCUUCCAAUAGUGCGUCAUCAGCUGUCUGCUUUAUUAGAACGGAGAAACACAGGCACGCGCAGCGAACGUUCCGAACGUUAAUCGGCGGAAAACCGCAAAGACGGUUAUAGAAGUUUUUUUUUUUUUUUUAAUAAAAAUUAAGUGCAUAGAAUUUUCACAAAUCCAGAGAAUUUGGCACUUAUGAACACUGUAGAGGUUAAAAAUGAAAAUUGAAAUAGGCUUAAAGUGAAUAAAGAUUUUACUAAAGUAAAUAUGAAGUCUAGAGAAGAAGCCUAGAACAGGAUGUGGGUUUGCAUCAGCAGUGACUGUGAAAGUGAAACAGUUCAGCUUGUUGUGUGUGAGUUCCUCUAAAGCAGCAGAUAAAGAAUCUGAACCUACCGGAAGAUAAAGAUGGCAACUGAGAGAGAUCAUGUAUCAUUGUCGAGUUCUGGGAAGCCUGAAGAAUCAGAGAAGGAAUAUAUAAAUUGUGAAAACAUGGAAAGACAAAAGGAAGGUGAAAGGUCAGGACCCAGAAACAGUGCAAGUCGCAUUGAAAAGGAAGUUACAGGACUUGAAGGUACAAAUAUGAAACCAGAUCAAACAACUAAUGUUUCAGAGGAAAGCGAAAAUUCUCAAUCUGAGAGAAACCAACAACUGAACCCAGAACACAUCGACACUGACAAUGUGGAGGACAUGGAGCAAAGAAAUGAGAGUCAGGAAGAAAUAAUGAGACAGAAUUUAAAGAGAUAUAAAGAACCUCUGACAGAAAAUACACAAACACUUCAGGAGAAGGACAAGACACUGGAAGAGAAGGAGAAACAGCUCAGUGAUGUAAGAGAAGAAUUGAGAAAAUCAAAUAUGAUGAUAGAAAAGUAUCAGACACAAUUGAAGGACAAAGACAGACAACUGGUGAGUGUGGGGAAAGAACUGGAAACCAGUACAAAUAAACUGUACACACUGGAACAGGAGCUACAGGCCAUGAUCACUGUAGUGAAGCAACAGAAAUCUGAGUUAGCAGAAAAAAAACAACAGCUUGAAGAGAAAGACAGACUUCUGGCUGAAACUAGAAAAAAACUGGAAAUGAAGGAUGAGACCCUGGAACACAAGGGCACACAUUUAUUUCAGAAAAAGAAAAAAGUUAAAUGCUAUGAAGUCAUUCCUGCAAAGUUACAAGCACCUUGUGAACAGUUCAGAAAAGAACUUAAAAGAAUUAGAAAAUCUAUGAAGAUGUCUACAGAGGACAAGUGUAAAGCAGUUCUAUAUUAUGUCCCCAUUGUUUCACGAGCUGGAACUGAUAUCGAGGCUGCACUGCAAAAACUUAACAGCUUUGGAGACAAAUACAUCGCACUAGUGGUGCUCCAUCACACAUUUGAUCGAGAGCUCAUUACACCAGACAGCAGCAGAACUGUGACCAGAGACAAAACUAUCAUUGUUGACUGUCUGUUCAGUGAGGACGAGGGACUGUUCUCGUGCCGCAAGAAUGACGAAGCGAUAAAAAAGGUUGCAGAUUGGCUUAGGAUUGUGAAAAAAAAAAAAAAAGUGAAGCCAGUGAGGAAAACAAAGCAAUAACAACCGGACAGAAGAAAAAUGAGCUAAAGGAAGGGCGGCUCUUACAACAGAAUAGUACAUACUGAAUUACUUAAAUGUCUGGGCUUUAUGUGUGCUUAUACUUUUCCUUAAACUGGCUGCUCAAAAGAUUUUUUUUGGCUUUUCAAAAUAUUUAUUUUUAAUUAAUAUACAAAUGUUUAUGCUACACCAGAAAAAAACAGUAUUGAAUAAGUACUAACACGUGUAUUAAAUGCUAAUAGAAUAAACUGUGUUUCAUUUCUGAUUAACAAAAUGAAUAAAAGCUGAAAUGAACAUCA
Molecule: messenger RNA, 1896 nt
Organism: Tachysurus fulvidraco (yellow catfish)
Lineage: Eukaryota; Metazoa; Chordata; Actinopteri; Siluriformes; Bagridae
Product: microtubule-associated protein 1A-like
Exons: 11
Coding region: 443-1600 (385 amino acids)
Source: RefSeq, a predicted model, not a curated record